This is a messenger RNA of Emiliania huxleyi CCMP1516, 492 nucleotides long. RefSeq lists its product as hypothetical. The transcript is spliced from 2 exons. Bases 1 to 492 code for a protein of 163 amino acids. NCBI's taxonomy places the organism in Eukaryota, Haptophyta, Isochrysidales, Noelaerhabdaceae. The record is from RefSeq and is a predicted model, not a curated record.
AUGACGCUGCGGCUGGCGGCCUUGCAGCUCAUCGCCAUCGCGCCCGCCCGCUGCUACCACACUGAGCUUCAUCAUCUCGGACCGCGGCGCCUUCUCGGACCGCUCCGGGCCGCCGUCGUCGCGACCGAGGAGGACCGGUCAGAGGCGGUGCCGACAGCCGCUACCGGGCGCGGCUUUGGCUCCGCGGACGGCGGCGCACGUGGCUUCGGCGAGUGGCAGGAGGAGGACGAGGACGAGGAUGAGGAGAUUGACAGCGGCAUGACUCCGGAGCAGCGCCGCGCGUGGCGGCGCACCGUGAUGACGCGGUGGGCCAAGCUCGUGCAGGAGAAGGGCGGCGACGCGGGCGCGGAGGGCGGAGAGGUGGUCGCCGCGUUCGACCGCGUCUCGCUCCGCCUCGGCGAGCGCCUCGUCCUCGCGCCACAGUCGUGGGCCGUGCGGCGCGGGCAGCGACUCGGCGUGCUCGGCGAGUCAGGCUGUGUGGAGGGGAGGUGA